Coccomyxa subellipsoidea C-169 is the source of this 951-nucleotide messenger RNA. RefSeq names its product Pkinase-domain-containing protein. Gene Ontology annotation, biological process: protein phosphorylation; positive regulation of transcription by RNA polymerase II. The transcript is spliced from 7 exons. The coding region runs from base 1 to 951 and encodes 316 amino acids. Gene Ontology annotation, cellular component: transcription factor TFIIH holo complex; nucleus; transcription factor TFIIK complex. Gene Ontology annotation, molecular function: RNA polymerase II CTD heptapeptide repeat kinase activity; cyclin-dependent protein serine/threonine kinase activity; ATP binding. The record is from RefSeq and is a predicted model, not a curated record. NCBI's taxonomy places the organism in Eukaryota, Viridiplantae, Chlorophyta, Trebouxiophyceae, Coccomyxaceae.
AUGGACAAGUACGAGAAGGGGGAGAAGCUGGGCCAGGGUCAAUUUGGUGUGGUGUACAAGGCUCGGCACAAGGAGACGGGUCAGAUAGUGGCCAUAAAGAAGAUCCAUCUCGGCAAUGCCAAAGAGGGCAUCAACAUGACGGCUCUACGAGAGAUCAAGCUCUUGAGGGAGCUCGAGAGCCCCUACAUAGUCCAGCUGCUGGAUGUGUUCCCUCACAAGCGGAACCUCAGUCUGGUGUAUGAGUUUUUGGACAGCGAUCUGGAGUGCUUGAUAAGGGACAGGGCAACUAUUAUAAGUGCUGCCGAUGUCAAGAGCUACAUGCAGAUGCUGCUCAAGGGGCUUGUCUCCUGCCACAAGCACUGGAUCCUCCACCGAGACAUCAAGCCCAACAACUUCCUUAUCUCCAUGUCAGGGGAGAUGAAGCUGGCGGAUUUUGGGCUGGCGCGCAUGUUUGGGCACCCCGAGGACGGCCGAUUCACGAGCCAAGUGUUCACGCGUUGGUACCGCCCUCCAGAGCUGCUCUUCGGAUCCACCUGCUACGGACCUGCCGUCGACAUGUGGGCCGCCGGCUGCGUCUUUGCAGAGCUGCUGCUGCGGCGGGCAUGGUUCCCGGGCGACAGCGAUCUGGAUCAGCUGGGGAAGAUGUUCCAGGCGCUGGGCACUCCCACAGAGGCCAGUUGGCCCGGCUGCACUUCCCUGCCCCAGUACGUGGACUUCCAGCCCACACCCUCAGCCCCACUUCGCAACACCUUCCGCCAGGCGAGCGAGGAUGCACUGGCGCUACUGGCGCAAAUGGUGACGCUGGACCCCUCCAGGAGGAUCAGUGCAGAGGACGCACUGAGCCACGCGUACUUCAGGAACGCGCCGCAGCCGACGCCGCCGGCGCAGCUGCCCAAGCCGCCGGUCCGCGCACACAACCCCCUCAAGCUCGGGCCCAAGGUGCGCACUUGA